AUGUAUUAAGAAUUUACAACCUUAAUUAAUGGAAUGUGUAAUUAGAUUCCAAAAAAGAAUAUUGCUGAAGUUUAUAAACAUAAUAAGCAAAGAUAAUUGAAUUUAGUACAAAGGAAGAGUUGGGCACCAUCUAUAAAAUACUCAAUGUUUUAAUCUAAUUACGGGACAAAUGAUUAUUAAAUUGUACCUUAAGAGAGUUCAGAUUCUGAAUCUAUAGUUUUUACACCUUCAUAAUAUCCAUCAUUACAUAAAGUUGCUUCUCAAAUUAUUAUGAUUUCACAAUAUUCCCAGAUUCCUUGUUCAACAGUAUUGAAGGAUGGUUUAAAAUCUAAAUUGAUAAUUAAAAACAUUGAUGAAAACAUUGAUAUUCAAAAAUUGUAGGAAUUUGUGGAUAAACUUCCCAUUAAGGGUUUUGUUUAAGAAAUCAAAUUAAUAUACUAUUAAUCAAAUCCAUGCUUAUUAUUUCAGUUGAAAACAGAUUAGCCAUUAAUUGUGGCAAAUCAAUUUAUGAGUAAACAAAAUUAGAAAUAAGCAAAGUCAAUCUUUGGUUAUAAAUUUACAUGUGCUUAAUUGGCAUUGAUGAAUGAAGAAUUUGCUGCAGUUAUAUUAAGAGGUCUUGAUAAAACCAUUAGUACUAGUUAAAUAGAGAAGAUUAUUUCUUAUACAUUGAAGUUGGAGUAGAAGGAGUGUAUCAGAGAGACUCAAAAACAUAUAAUCGAAAUAGAAAAUGUAGGGUGUAUUACAAUUGUUCUUAAAGAUUUGGAAUAUUGUGAGAAGGUUGUUAUAGCAUUUAAUGGGACAAAUUUGAAUGGAUUAUAAAAAAAUAAAAUAUUAGUUAAUGUUCAUCCUGAGUCUGUAAAGGUCCGAAGAAUCGAUCUUAGUCAAUCCAUUUAGAAAGGACUAUUACAAGUAAAUUAAUUAAGCAAUAUAUAGAAAAUAAUCAAGGUUAAUGAAGAGGAAAUGAAUUGA
This is a messenger RNA of Paramecium tetraurelia, 969 nucleotides long. RefSeq lists its product as uncharacterized. Lineage: Eukaryota; Ciliophora; Oligohymenophorea; Peniculida; Parameciidae. The record is from RefSeq and is a predicted model, not a curated record. The transcript has a single exon.